Messenger RNA from Blepharisma stoltei, 2003 nucleotides. The record is from the annotation of a GenBank genome assembly. NCBI's taxonomy places the organism in Eukaryota, Ciliophora, Heterotrichea, Heterotrichida, Blepharismidae.
AUGGAAUCAGGAGAAGAGUACAUGGAAGGAGAUAUACAGAUAAUGGAAAAAGAUCCAUUCUAUAUCUGGGGUAAAUGGUCACAAAAUAUUACAGCUCCUCUGAUUAUGGAGUUUGACACUCCUGGCAAAAUUAAAAAAUUGGCACUAGGCGUUUCGUUUGCAGUCAUGAUUGAUGUACAAGGACAUGUUUGGUCCUGGGGCUACAAUGUUGAAGGCUGCUUAGGCCUUGGCAUAGACAGGAAGCAAGCAAAAAUUCCUGAGAGAAUUCAGAUACAAGUUCCAGAUGAUGUCGUGUUUGAGGAUGUUGUAAUCGGAGAUAAUCAUGUAAUUGCAAUGGCAAGUAACGGCUUUGUGUUUACUUGGGGCAGCAAUAAGAAUUUUCAAUGCGGCCAAGGCCAUGAGAAAAAUCAGCCAAAUUUUUGAAGUCCAGAACAAGUUGAGUUCCCUAAUGGCGUUUUUGCUAGUCAAAUUUUUGCCAGUGGAAAUUCAUCUUAUAUCAUUACUGAAAGUUUUGGUGUUUAUUCAUGGGGUCAAAAUGAUGUUGGACAACUAGGUCUUUCUUCCUUGGUAGAUGUAGAUCAUCCUAAACAAGUAGAAACAUUUAAAAAUAAGCCUGUCGAAACUUUGAUAUUUAGAGGCAGCCAAGUCUUAGCAAUCCCAAAGCUUCCUGAAGAAGAUUCAGAGUUAAACAGCUCUCAAGAGAUUGAUUCUCAAGAAUUAGCAGAAAUAAAAAAGCAAGAAGAGGAAGAUGCAAAAUUAGGUGGAGGCACCUCAGCAGCUGUAAUCAAUCAGAUUGCAUCACAAGAUGUCUCUAAAAUGUCAAAAUCAUCCAAAGCAAGGUCUGUAGCAAAAUCUGUAGCAAAAAGUACAAGAUCUAAGUUUUCAAGGGCUACUUCUAAAAGAGGAAGAGCAGACGACGCUCUUGCUUUAAAUCUAAAACCUGUACUAACAGAACUUUACAAAGUGCAUAGCCGUCUAAAAGAGAUUGACUCAACUGUUGAUGAAGUUCAAGAAAACUACGAAGCGAAGGGUAAAAAGCGCAUAGGGUGGUUUGAAUUAAUUAUGCAGGAACUGAAUGCAGCAAGAGAGCAAGCUUUUGUAUUUUUUUCCACACUUUACAGUCCUGAUGACGACAAAGAAGUCGAAAAAUUCAAAAAAAUGCUUGCAGACCUGAUGCAGGAUUCCAUAUAGAAUUUUUCCCAUAGAUGGCGCUGUUUGCCCUUGAUUUGCCCAUUAGGAAAAUUUUUUGGUUUGACCAAACCAUAUGGUACUGGUCGAACCAAAAAAUUUUCCCAGUGGGCAAAUCAAGGGGCAAACAGCGCCAUCUAUGGGAAAAUUCUAUAUCUCUUAGAUCAAUACAAAUUACAUCACUUGCAAUGAACCGCUAUAAGAAAAAGCUUGAGGUACAGAACUAUGUAAAUUUAGCUGACUUCAUUGAAGGAAUCAGCAAAAUAAAACCUCCAGAAGAGCAAUUAAGAUAUGCAAGCCUUUACCAUUGUAAAAAAAUCACGUCAAAAAUUAUGGAAAAGAGAGGCCAAUUCAGUGAUCUUUCCAUGGGGAUGUCACAUUUUUCGGCUUAUACGUUGAAGUUUGUGCUUGAUUCUUUAUAUUGCCAAGCUCAGUUGUGAACAGCAUUCAGCAAUAUGGUAGCUGAAGUUACAAAAAUUGAGAGGACGCUUGAGAAAAAAGAAGUUUACAACAAAAUGGUCGAAACAUUAUGAAGAAUUUAUCAAAAAAUACAAACUUCAUCACUUGAUAAAGUAAUUACAAAUGGACAAAUGCCGAAAACUGAGAAAAAUUUAAAUGAGUAUUUAAUUGAUAUAGUCACGAAAUCUGAACGAAGGAUAGAGAGAGGAGAAUUGGAUCUCGAUAGAUUUAAAACCAAAGGGCAAAAAAAAUUCGAUGAUGUAAUGAAAAAAAUGUUUGAGCUCAUGGUUGAAAAUGUUGAGUUAAGGAAGCUCCUGAAUGUGGCUCAUCGAAGGAUGCUUGGAGUUGAGGAAUAA